Manihot esculenta (cassava) is the source of this 988-nucleotide messenger RNA. Its product is annotated as trafficking protein particle complex subunit 6b. The record is from RefSeq and is a predicted model, not a curated record. NCBI's taxonomy places the organism in Eukaryota, Viridiplantae, Streptophyta, Magnoliopsida, Malpighiales, Euphorbiaceae. The coding region runs from base 31 to 552 and encodes 173 amino acids. Gene Ontology annotation, biological process: endoplasmic reticulum to Golgi vesicle-mediated transport; regulation of GTPase activity. Gene Ontology annotation, cellular component: cis-Golgi network; TRAPP complex; trans-Golgi network. The transcript is spliced from 4 exons.
AGUUAACCAAAUCAGUUUUCGCACAGAGAAAUGGAGAUGAAAAGAGAAGUGUCGGGGAGUUGCAUUGAUAGCCUACUCGCGGAGAUGGUGUCAUCGUACUGUAAUCGCUUCGACACCAAUAAACCUGAGCUCGCUGGUCGUCGGAUCGAGGCUAUUGGCUAUCAGGUCGGCCACCAGCUCGCAGAACGGUAUACCAAGGAGCGUCCACGGUUUAGUGAACACCUGGAGGCAAUAAAGUUUGUAUGCAAAGAUUUCUGGUAUGAGGUCUUUAAGAAGCAGAUUGACAACUUGAAGACAAAUCAUAGAGGCACAUUUGUGUUGCAAGAUAAUAAGUUUCCUUGGCUUGCACGAAUGUCAGUUGAUGAUAAUGUAGAUUUAUCGCAAGAUCCUUCUGCAAUGGCUGAAAACAAGGCUACCCAAAUGAGCAUGCAUCUCUAUUUCCCUUGCGGUAUCAUUAGGGGUGCUCUUUCAAACUUGGGAAUUCCUUGUGCAGUUUCUGCUGACAUAUCUGAUCUUCCAGCAUGUUCAUUUGUGGUACGUAUAAAGGCUUGACGAUUGUAUUGCGACAAAUGAGAUCAAGAACAGUCCUUGAAGCAUGUGCGGCACUAAAAUAUUAUUGUUAUUAUUAUUUUUGGUGGGGGUGGGAACAUACUUCUACCCAUUUUUCUUCUGGAUGAAAAUGAAGCUGAUUUGAGAAGUGGUCCAUAUCUACGAAGUAUGUUCAAAGCUUUAAGAAUGAAUUAUAUUGGGAAAUUUUCUGUUGCAUGGACUAACCAGAAUUUUUAAGUAGUUGAAGCUAUUGUUGAUGACAUGAUUUUCUCGUUGGUGGGAGUUGCCUGUAUUAAAGGCCUUGGUUGGAUUUUUACAAAGCAUUAGCUGCAUGAGAUGGAUAUACGCAGCCAUGCAAUGCAUGAAAUGGGAUCAAAAUUAUCCAUAUUAAAAAAUUUUGCCAUAUCUUUUUUAUGUGAAUUUGGAAUUUUUUUUUUCC